This is a messenger RNA of Musa acuminata AAA Group (dessert banana), 2870 nucleotides long. RefSeq names its product probable esterase PIR7A. Gene Ontology annotation, molecular function: methyl indole-3-acetate esterase activity; methyl jasmonate esterase activity; methyl salicylate esterase activity. Bases 1993 to 2778 code for a protein of 261 amino acids. Gene Ontology annotation, biological process: jasmonic acid metabolic process; salicylic acid metabolic process. NCBI's taxonomy places the organism in Eukaryota, Viridiplantae, Streptophyta, Magnoliopsida, Zingiberales, Musaceae. The record is from RefSeq and is a predicted model, not a curated record. The transcript has 4 exons.
GGGAAUCAUCGAACCCUCUUUCUCUUCUUCCUCCGUUUCUCCGAUUUCUUUCUGAAAUUAGAGGCUAUGAUGACCAAAAUCUACCUAUUUUAUGAGAGGGCUAAUCUCCUCUCUGAUUAAGGUACAUGCCAAUGGAUCCUUCUGAGCCUCCGCCGCUUUCUUGAUCUGCUAUUUGUGCGCGCCGGUAAGACUCGGCCCUUAUUCUUACUUCAUUUCUCCGUCCUGUUUCCGAUAUCAGAGGCUGUGAUGUCCAAAAUCUACCUAUUUUAUGAGAGGGCUAAUCUCCUCUCUGAUUAAGGUACAUUCCAAUGGAUCCUUCUGAGCCUUCUCUACUUUCUUAUUUUUCUCCGAUUUGAUCAAGAUAGAUCUGUGCUACUGGCCGUUGGCGUGAUGAUCCCUUUCUAGGAAUGCAACACAUGUCGAAUAAAUAAAUCAGACUACAAUUAUCUGAUCAACGGCGACAUCGAUUUUGUUUCCGAUCGCGUCUUUUGUUGCUUCGAAUCGCACUUGUUUUCUUGUUUCGUUUUCGGUUUCUUUUCUCUAAGACAACAAUGCAAGUCUGUGAAAUCGAGUAGUACCUGUGCACGAUAAGCCGAUGCUCCGGACUCCUAAGGGAAGAAGGAAGGUAGCAUGGUAGGGUGCACAAAGAGGAAAGAACGGGUCAUCAUGUCUGCUCUCGUUGACGCCUUCGGGCAUUGAUCCUGCGGGCCUGGAUUCGACCCACAAUCAAUCCCAUUCUUGUUUCUUCUCUGUUCUCUUUCCUUCUGCUUCUCGUUAUUUCAAUUUUUUUGCCAUUCGAUGCAGUUUGCUUCGUAUCAUAUAUCAGACGGCGUAAUGGAAUUGUGAUACGUAGUGGUAAUUUUCUAUUUUUCUUGAUGCUUGGGCUUUAAAAGUAGUUUUUCUAUUGCUUAUAAAAAGCCUAUUGACGAGGAUUAGAAAUUCCUCGUUAGCUUCAGAUCGGUCAGAGGUAGGAUCAUUUCUAGGAAACCACGAUCGUCGUCGACGACAAGAGCAGGAAUAGGCCUGAGGUCGUAGGUGUCGUGGGAAACAAUUUUUUUAAGCCGUGGCCUCUGGACUUUCGCGGUUCGGUUCGAGGGUCCGGAUGUCAGGAUCUCCCUGGGGCGUUCCUCGGGGUCUCCCGGUGGCCGAGCACGGUGGUUCGGGUUGGGAGGUCGGGUCGGGAGGAAGCUCCGCCGUAGCGUCAGGAAGAGGCGACACCGUCUCGCACCUGCACACAGGUCGGGUUGGGAGCUCGGCCCGACUCCUUCGACGAUCAAGUCAGCGAUGUGGAGAGGAUUGUGGAUGAGGCAGAAGAAGAGCCUCUGAGUGUUUUGUGUUUGAGAGGUAGGCUGAUAGCGUCUGGCAUGGGGUUGGCGUGGCGUGAAGAAUCAAGCCUGAGUUAGGUGUUAAUGCGUCUCAGUCAGCAUUCUGAUCAAUUUCGAGAUGCGUGACUGGAGCACAGAUAGCAUGCGCGACGGAGGGGAUGGUGGGUGGCUCCGCUUUAGAAACAUCCUAAUAUUGGGUGCGACAUCGUUUAUUGUCGGUGGGAGAGGAGGCGGUGGCGUGUUGAGCACAGAUAGCAUGCUGUCGAGCCAAACGUGGAGGUCGAAGUGGAUGUAUUGGAUGGAGUCCAAUGUGAUCUGGGAACGAGGGAGGUGUCGUUGCUGGCCGUUGCAGUCCAGCUGUCGGAACGUUUUUGCGAUAGACGAUCGCACUGUGUAGUCGACAGCAUCCAAUGACAAUCGCCCUUUUUUAUUAUUUUGAUAUAUAUAUAUAUAUAUAUAUAUUAUAUUCUCAUUCAUUCAUUCGUUGUCUAGCAUCUCCAUCCUAGUUAGACACGCUAACCCAAUCCAACGGCAGCGAGAGCAUGAUUCUGUUCCCACCACAACAAUCAUGCACCUAACAACUAAACCCGCACGUCUUGAACUGGUUCUUCACCUCCUCCGUUAUAAAAUGAAACCAAAAGUGAACCGGUAAUCAAGGUGGAUAUCCAUGGAGGAAUCGGGCAAGAAGCACUUCAUCCUCGUGCAUGGGAUCUGCCAAGGCGCAUGGUGCUGGUACAAGCUCAUCACCCUUCUCAGGUCAGCCGGCCAUUUCGUCAUCGCCGUCGACCUCGGCGCCACCGGGGUGGACCCACAGAGGCUCGACGAGCUCAGCUCCAUGGACGACUACGCCCGCCCGCUGUUCCACGCCAUCGCCUCCCUCCCGCCUCACCAGAAGCUGGUCCUCGUCGGCCACAGUUUCGGCGGAGCCAGUGUCUCCCUUGCUAUGGAGAAGUUCCCCGACAAGAUCUCCGUCGCCGUCUUCGUCACCGCCGUCAUGCCGAGCACCACCGUUGCCAUGGCUGCCCUCACGGACGAGUUCUUCAAGGGGCAUCCACAAGAAGCCUACCUGGAUUCGAAGGUCUCGAUCAGCUCAGAUCCCCAGAACCCUUCGAGCAGGAUAGAGUUCGGCCCCGAGUACAUGUCGAACAGACUGUACCAGCUCAGCCCAGCUGAGGACCUGACGCUGGGGACGCUGCUGGUGAGGCCAGGGAGUUGGUUUUUGGGCGAUCUGCUACGCGAUGGAAUUGUCACGGAGGAGAAGUACGGGUCGGUGAGAAGGGUGUUCAUCGUGUGCAAGGAGGACUUGGCCAUGGCCGAGGGCUACCAGCGUUGGAUGAUAGAAGCCAGCCCGGGGGCGGAAGUGGAGGAGAUCGAAGGUGCCGAUCAUAUGGUGAUGCUCUCCAAGCCGGCGGAUCUGUGCAAACUCCUCCUCGAGAUUGCCGCAAGAUAUUGAUGUCAAAGGCACAUACGUGUCGGUGGUGCUAUGUAGUUUCUGGAACAUGAACGAUUAAUAAAAUACAAUAAAUAUUUGCCAUCUAAAAACAA